AUGGUGAAGUACUCGAGGGAGCCGUCCAACCCCACCAAAUCCGCCAAGGCUAUGGGUCGGGACCUGCGUGUGCACUUUAAGAACACACGUGAGACAGCUUUUGCCAUCAGGAAGCUGCAUCUCGCCAAGGCUAAGAGGUAUCUUGAGGAUGUGAUUGCCCACAAGCAAGCCAUUCCCUUCCGUAGGUACUGUGGCGGUGUUGGACGGACAGCACAAGCUAAGUCUCGCCACUCCAAUGGUCAGGGACGUUGGCCUGCCAAGUCUGCUAGGUUCAUUUUGGAUCUUCUCAAGAAUGCAGAGAGCAAUGCUGAGGUUAAGGGAUUGGAUGUCGAUACACUUUAUGUGUCGCAUAUUCAGGUGAACCAAGCUCAGAAGCAGCGGCGCCGGACUUACCGUGCUCAUGGGCGCAUCAACCCGUACAUGUCUUCCCCAUGCCACAUUGAGCUGAUGCUUUCAGAGAAGGAAGAGCCAGUGAAGAAAGAGGCUGAUACCCAAAUUGCACCCAGGAAGGCUUAG
This is a messenger RNA of Miscanthus lutarioriparius, 516 nucleotides long. Lineage: Eukaryota; Viridiplantae; Streptophyta; Magnoliopsida; Poales; Poaceae. The record is from the annotation of a GenBank genome assembly.